CAGCUCAGUGACACUGGAUCAUUAAAUCUGGCUAUAUCAAAGAAGCAUGUGCUUCAUUCAUGAUUUGUUCAAGUUCAUUGUAACUCUCGGUAUGUAGAGUUUGAAAGACCCGGUGGAUAGAUUAAAAAGCCUGAAUAGUGGUUAUUUACUUGCGGGAUACAAAAUUACAAAUUCACCUGGUGGUCUGGGAAUUUAGUCAAGAGGAAGUUGUACAGACAGACUAUUCAGGAGUGAAAAGCAAACCAUGUGAGCAAAACGAUGUGUGAUGAUUGUAUGAGUACACACAGAUAAGAUGGUGAUUUUGUGAAUUUUGUGUAAAAUCACCUGCUCGAUGUAAUUGAGAAUUGACUUAAAUAAUACUGUCACAAGGGAACAUCCCAAAUUUAUUAGGAACAAUACAAUCUCUAUAUUUUUAUCACGAGUUCUUGGAAGAGACACACAUACACACGCACAAGUUGGAAUUGGGCCACAAGUGUUGACUUGUUGUAUUCAUUAUUGUGGCUGACAGUGCUCUAUAAACAUGUUAUUUGUUGUUAUGAGCUGGAAGAACAAAUCUGCAUUCCAUCUUCACAUAUAAUUGUUUACAUCUGCCAUGGUAGGAGCGUCAUACUUAUUGUGUGCACACAGACAUUGAGAGAUAUUGUGUUGGUUUAUCGUUCAGUGUGUUCAAAGCUGGAGAGAAAGUUUUGCUGCAUAAAUCCUGAUACAGGAUUAGUAAACAGGAAACCAAACAAUUUAGCCCAGCAGUUUUUGUCGGUGGGAAUCUGGACUGUUAUUUGCACCGCUGGGAGAUACAUAUGUACUGUUUAAUGGUACAAUUUGAUUGACUAGUGACACAGUGGCCAAUUUUUGCAGUGGAAAUAGUUGAUGAGAGACCCACGUGGACCUGUAACAGUCAGGGGCAAAUUUGUGACCGGAUUUGUACUAUGUUCAUCUCUCCUGAACUGCUGGCAGCACACUGAGUUCAGAAGUAAUUUUGGUCACACCUAUAUGGAGUUUGUCACAAAUAGUGGCGACUACUGCCAGGCUCAACACGUAUAAAACGUAGGAUAGGAAAAAUUUUCAGUAGCUGCCAAAUUCUCGGUGCUUCAACCUCGUGUUUUGUUCAUUUUGAGGACCGCUUUUAUUUCGCCGAACACUGAUGGGGUAAUUGUACAAGCUACUGUGGGGACAUAGGAUUCCACCCAUUUGUCUUUCAUCUACAGAAAAUAAAUAUUCAUGCACAGGAUGGGACUUCCCUGAACCUCGAUUAUUUUAGUCCUUUACACAGCAUAUGUGUGGUUUUGGAGUGCCCUCAACACUAUUUUCUUGUAACAUAAUAUAGCUCUUGAGGCUGCAUUGGAACAGCUUUAUCUAUAUUUUUUCAUAUUGGAGUAUAAUCUCGACUGUAAAUGACCGCCAUGAAAGCCAGACGCCCAGAACCCGCUGAAAUCGAGUUCAAGAACAUGCGAUUCUUGAUUAUGGAUCGCCCAACAGAUGCUACAAUGGAGAAGUUCAUUGAGGAGCUGAAAAAGAGAAGAGUUAAAGAUGUAGUCCGUGUUUGUGAACCAACCUACAAAACUGAAAAACUUGUUCAAGAAGGAAUACGAGUACUGGAUUGGCAGUUUGAUGAUGGUAAUCCACCACCAGCAGAAGUGGUGGAUGAAUGGUUUAACCUGCUCAAGACCCGCUUCAAAGAGGAGCCCGGCUGCUGUGUGGCAGUCCACUGUGUAGCAGGACUAGGGAGGGCUCCAGUUUUAGUUGCCCUUGCAUUGAUUGAAUGUGGAAUGAAAUAUGAAGAUGCUGUUGAAUUAAUCAGAGACAAGAGACGAGGGGCAAUAAAUGCAAAGCAGUUGAUGUUCCUUGAACACUACCGUCCAAAGUCUCGAUUGAAGCAGAGGGGCAACGGGCAUAAGCAGUGCUGUGUAAUGUAAACUCCAUAGGACUGAAAUUGUGUCAUUUGUAGCGUUCAUUGUCUAUUUAGUUCUCUGAAUUCAAUUUAUACAUUGCUGAGUUUGUGAUAUUUCUAUCUUUAAAAAAAAAUGAAAUAUUUUCGUUAAUAUUCCACUUGUUUCGUGUUGUAGUUAUUUAAAUAAUCCAGUUUUAGCGUUAUUCAGCUUUCCCAUCAGUGAUAUGGACUGUGUUGAAGUUAUAGCUUAUCCCCUAAUGUCAGCAGUAUUGAAGGCUUAUUUUUUUGUUAACUUUUUAAUGAAAACUUUAAGAUUAAUUUCAGAGAUAUACCUUGUAUUCCUUAUAUGUUUCUCCUAAAAUUCAUAAUUUUGAUUUUGGAAUUUUUGAAGUCUGUUGAGUUGGAGCUAUUUUGUUAAUACCAUCAUUCGCCAUUGUCCUCAGACAUGUACAUCCGUGAAGGAUACUGUCAACACUGAUUCUCUCAUUGGUUGCUUGCCAUGCAGUGAUAAAAAUGUGGAUUGUGUUCAAGAAUUAUAAAUUAUUACCACAUUGUUAUCAUAACAUUUCAUGAAAUUAUCACUGCUUCGAUGUUUUCACUUAUCUCUUGCGUGUCUCCGAUGUAAGUAUCUGGAGGAGGAAAUUGUUGUCCGUGUCAAAGCAAGUCUUUUAAUUAAUAUUUGGUGAUUGGUUUUUAGUCUCUAAAUUUUUUCCCCCCAUUUUUGUUUGUUAUUCAUUUGUAAUUAUAAAGUUGAGCCUGCUGUCAUUGUCCAUUAUUGAAAUGAUAGACUGAGGGAUAGGAUUGGAAAAUGGAAUAUUCUUUCUUUUGAUAUUAUCAAAUUUUUUUCCCUUUCGAUCAAACGUCUUCAGACAAUAAUAUAUGUAUAAAACUAUUAGUUAUGAUUUCUUGAAUGCAAUUUCUAAACACUUAGAUCAAACCAACAGGUUUUGAAAGAAAGUGGAGUAAGACCUUAGAGAACAUUCAUUGUACACCCUAUAUCUAGAUUUAUAUAUAUUUUUAAACAGUUCAAAAAGGAGUAUUUAAACUGUCCUUGAACUAAACUCCCACUAAAUGACUUGAAUUGGAGGUUUUCCUAGCAUUGGACAUAUAAUUGGUGCUUCCCCCUCCUAAAACCCCUAAUGUGAGACUUGAAGAAACUUUUAAUGUUUUAAUGUAUUGAGGCCCUAAUUGUACCUACUUGUAUAAGAUUUGAAUGAUAAUGCCUUUUAUUAUAUAUUUUUUCAUAUGCAUUAUUACUAGUGGUGUACAUAUAAGUUAUCUGUAUGUAUAUUAAGGGCAAUAAAAACUAAUUCAAAUA
Molecule: messenger RNA, 3206 nt
Organism: Magallana angulata
Lineage: Eukaryota; Metazoa; Mollusca; Bivalvia; Ostreida; Ostreidae
Product: protein tyrosine phosphatase type IVA 2-like
Exons: 8
Coding region: 1392-1913 (173 amino acids)
Biological process (GO): protein dephosphorylation
Cellular component (GO): nucleus
Molecular function (GO): protein tyrosine phosphatase activity
Source: RefSeq, a predicted model, not a curated record